GAAGCCGCUUUACGAAGACAGACGAACUUCGACGGCUCUCACCCAAGCUGCGUAGAUAAUAAAAGCAUGGACCUUCACAUAAAGCAGCUUUCACUUCUGUAUCUGGCACUGCACUGCUCUUUAUGGAAGACUUCGUUGAAUGUCUCCGUGCAGCAGGGGAAAAAUGUCACACUGAGUUGUCCACUGACUCCCAACAGCAGCAAAGGCGUUUUGAGCUGGUAUAAACAGAGUCCACGGCACGGGCCACAGCUGAUUCUCUCCUACAAUAUUACCAACACUUCACAAGUGCGCUACGGCACGGGACAGGACCACAGCAGAUACACCGUCUCAGCCAGCGAAGGGUUAAACCCUCGUCACCUCUUACAAAUAACCACAACUUUUAGAAAUGACACUGGAACUUAUUACUGCAGCUUUUCAGACAAAAAAGAUCCACGAAUGUUUGCAGACUGAAUGCAUACGCCGUAUUAUAUAUUGUGUUUUAGAUACAAACUGAUCUUAAAUGCAUCUUUGCGCAAAUGGACUUUAUUAACGGAACAUAAUAAACGUUUACGAACUAUACCGUGCGUUCUGUUUUACAUCAUGAAAGCUAUCUUUUUAAUGUUGAAAAAUUUCUGGCUCGCAUUGCAAAACUUGCAAACUUUGCUCUAAUUGGAUUAGUUGGCUCCCAGGAGAUCUGUGCAGAAGUGCUGGCGGUGUUGUGAUAGAAUGAGCAUCUGUCUCUGCCAGUAAACCAACGGCUCUUUCCUGUUUUUAUGUCCCUCUUAAACGAAUAACAGUCAUAUAUGUUUUUAGCACACGGAUACUUUAUGGUGUAUAACAGAAAGGAUAAAGAAUAUAUUCUUCUCAGCAUAUCUUGGGAAAAAAUAUUAAUAAAAAGAAAUAGAAUUUGUGUGCUUGCUUAUUGUCUGUAC
Messenger RNA from Puntigrus tetrazona (Sumatra barb), 911 nucleotides. It is a transcript of the gene sid1, whose product is annotated as secreted immunoglobulin domain 1. The record is from RefSeq and is a predicted model, not a curated record. NCBI's taxonomy places the organism in Eukaryota, Metazoa, Chordata, Actinopteri, Cypriniformes, Cyprinidae. Gene Ontology annotation, biological process: response to bacterium. The coding region runs from base 67 to 450 and encodes 127 amino acids. The transcript is spliced from 2 exons.